Messenger RNA from Cyclospora cayetanensis, 1287 nucleotides. RefSeq lists its product as uncharacterized. The transcript has 7 exons. The coding region runs from base 1 to 1287 and encodes 428 amino acids. The record is from RefSeq and is a predicted model, not a curated record. Lineage: Eukaryota; Apicomplexa; Conoidasida; Eucoccidiorida; Eimeriidae.
AUGGCUGCCUCGUCACCAUCGUCGCUCGGAGGGGAUCAGGGGCUUAGAGUCUUAUUUCUCCAUGAAUUGGACUCGGCCCCUGGCAGCGAUAAGCAGCGUCUGCUAGAAAAAGCUAUCGGGAAGCAAAGGGUUAAAGCUCCAAACCUGAAGACCAGACAGACCAUCAUGAUGUUUGUCCUCAUUUUUGUGGUCGUGGCAAUUAUCCUGCUUAGUGCUUGCAUAGCCGCUGCCGUGCUUGCCAAGUGGUAUGUAGGCCUAUCAGUCUUCCUGGGAGCGAUGGCUCUUUUGGUGCUUCUGUACUGGCUUGGCGGGAAAGGGGCCACCCACUUCAUGUGGAUGAAGGCGGUCCGCAUUGCCGAGAAGAAGUUCAAGGAGCAGAGAUCCAACGUCAUUGUUGCGACUUCUUUCGGUGCCGUCGUGGCACUCAGCAUGGACGUUCCAAAAGUUCCGAUGCUGCUGCUGUCACCAGCGCAUGAGCAGUAUGCACGCUUCAUGCGAUUGCGCAAUGUCUUCACCUUGCAUGCAAUUCCAUACGUCCUCAUUGUUCAUGGAUCUGGCGACAAGACUGUGCCCCUAGACGACUCGAUCCGCCUCCUAGAGACGGCCGCUGGGCCAGGACGCAGCCGUCUAGAAGUGAUAAAUGACGGUCAUGCUCUCAAGUCUAUCAAAAUGGAAGACUUGCGCCAGUGGGUAGAGGAAGUGUUUGCACACGGCAAGAGGCAGGUCAAAAUGCUGGCAGACUCGGGAUCGAAGGAUGUGGAUCCGUCUCUGUACGAGUGGUUAGAGCAGGACGUUACAGAACCUGCGGGGUCGCAAAAACCCCAUGCGGAGAUUGAUGACCAGGCGUCUACCAAGGAAUCGGUCGGCAGUGCUGCCCCAUCUGCAGCUUCCAACGCAUGGCCACAUGACCCCGACGGGAAGCAACAAAGCAAGACGCACACGGGAAGUUUCCCGCGAGGAGCCGGAAAAGAGGGACAUGAAAUUAGGGAGACGGUUUUGUGGCAAAAGGCCAUUAAUUGGAAAAUCGAGUCUCCCAUCAGGCGACCUGCAAGGCGGAUGCCGAACAGGGCGAGCAGGAGCGAAGGGAGAGGGACCGUGGGGAGCGGAGACUCUUUUUCGGAUUGGGCAAUCACGGAGGCAGGACCAGUAAACGCGCACGAGACCUUAAAGGCCUCGAGCCGGAGAGAGGCUAUGAGAGAUCUCAGUGGCCUUGAAUUGAUUGAUGCAGGAGUGCGAAUAUCUUUUUCCUGUCUCCGCGAUAACGGAUGCUUCCUUCUUUUGUGUUAA